AUGGGAGUCGAGAGUAUUCUAGGAGCUCCCCGUCUGGUCCCACCCGGGGAAUCCAUUGGCAUUGACAAGGUUUUGGCAUCGCUCGAUAUCAAGAAACAUCCAAAAUCUGAUCCCGUAGAAAAUGCCAAAUUCGACAAUCUCUACUGGCGACUCAGGACUUCAACAGAGGAGCAGAUCAUGGCAACGCCCUUCGCCAGGUUCAAACUCACUCCAGAGGUGCCAUCGAGACCCGUAUCUCCAACAGAUAGCGUAGUCCAACUCGAGAUUCCUCCACCUACGGGGUCGCGGGGAGACAAGGAACUGCACGAGGGCUCGGCCUUCGAGAGCGAAGUACUGCCAGAUGAAGAUGGAAAUUUGGCGGUGAGGAUUGGCACCAAAGUUAUCAACUUUGCGGCGACCAAGGCCAAAGGAAUGUUGGAGUUCAUCACGCACAAGUGA
Messenger RNA from Ramularia collo-cygni, 438 nucleotides. RefSeq lists its product as uncharacterized. The record is from RefSeq and is a predicted model, not a curated record. Bases 1 to 438 code for a protein of 145 amino acids. NCBI's taxonomy places the organism in Eukaryota, Fungi, Ascomycota, Dothideomycetes, Mycosphaerellales, Mycosphaerellaceae. The transcript has a single exon.